Messenger RNA from Choiromyces venosus 120613-1, 668 nucleotides. The record is from the annotation of a GenBank genome assembly. NCBI's taxonomy places the organism in Eukaryota, Fungi, Ascomycota, Pezizomycetes, Pezizales, Tuberaceae.
CACCCCCCGCCCCUGCCGCUGGAGCUGUUACUCAGAUUGCUGAUGGACAAAUUCAAGCUCCCUCCGCUGUCGGGGCCGCCACUGGAUUUGAAGGCAUCGCAGCCAAUCCCGCAGUAAAUGUUGCCAAUGUAGUUGUUCCUCAGACACCCCAACAAUGUGGUGCACCUGAACCGGAAGCCAUUGUUUCCGAAGCCGCUGUCCCUGAAGCUGCCGCUCCUGUCGCUCCCGUCGCUCCUGCCGUUGGAGCUGUUACUCAGAUUGCUGAUGGGCAGAUCCAAGCCCCUCAAAAGCGCUCUAUCCUCAAAGUCCGUCAGAAUGGCCUUCCGGUCCGGGUCACCCUUGAGAAGGGUGUCUUGACCGACCACCUCGGACGUACUGGGUACAUCGCUGACAACCGUCAGCUCCAAUUCGAUGCUCCUCCUCAGGGUGGUGCGAUCUAUACUGCUGGGUUCUCCGCAUGUCCCGAUGGAAGUUUGGGCUUGGGUGGUAGCAACGUCUUCUACGCUUGUGGAAGCUCUGACUUCUCCAACCUCUAUGACACUCCGAUCUACCCGGACAACUGCCAUGAAGUCUACUUGAUGCUCGGUUAAAUUUAGCGCAAGGCUGAGAGUAGAGCAUAAGAGAGAAAAGGAGAAGAUAAAUAUGGAUGGAAACAAAAUAAGUUAUAU